Liolophura sinensis is the source of this 706-nucleotide messenger RNA. RefSeq names its product ragulator complex protein LAMTOR5-like. The transcript has 4 exons. Gene Ontology annotation, cellular component: Ragulator complex; cytoplasm; lysosome. Bases 81 to 356 code for a protein of 91 amino acids. Gene Ontology annotation, molecular function: guanyl-nucleotide exchange factor activity. The record is from RefSeq and is a predicted model, not a curated record. Gene Ontology annotation, biological process: negative regulation of apoptotic process; cellular response to amino acid stimulus; positive regulation of TORC1 signaling. Lineage: Eukaryota; Metazoa; Mollusca; Polyplacophora; Chitonida; Chitonidae.
CACAUCCGGUUACUUUUUCUACAGGAUGAUAUUCAUUUGACACACGGGACGUCCAAGUCGAGAGUCUUAAGAUAAAUAUUAUGGAAAAAUCACUGGACAAAUUAAUGGAGGACUUAAUGAAGACUCCAGGAAUAAAUGGUGUUCUUUGUUCAGACGAACAAGGCUUAUGCUUAGGAGCAAAGGGUGUGGCAGUUGGUCAGCCAGCAGGUGUGAUAUCCAGGAUGGCUCAUCAAGCAGAGCAGAUCCAUCCAGAUAGUGGAACAUCCCCUGUGAUCGUGGUGGAAUCUGAAGUUGGAAAUGUGCUUAUAAAGAACCAUGAUGGGAUCACAUUGGCAAUAUUCAAAAGCCCAGUAUGACAUUCUGUUCAUGGAGGAUUGACGUAGCUUGAAUGGACAAGGGGAUAUGAGGUGACACCUGGAUAUGCCUUGAAAGAAACACUCCUUGAGGCACCAAACAGAUCUUUCUGGAAUGUGCAUGCUAAAAUAUAUGGUGUCUCUUUAAGAUGAACUUCCAAGGGUUUGUAUAGACCUGCAUAAAGAAAGAGGAAAUAUAUAUAGCGGAAUAUAAAGUGUGUACAUUGUAAUAAUCUUAACUAAAGGCAGUUCAUGACCUUGUUUGGGUGAAGUAUGCUUUAUUGCGAGUAUAUGUACCUGACCAACUUGUAAAUAUUCUUGGAGAAGAAUAAAAAUGGAUUCAUGUCUUUGAA